Messenger RNA from Trichomonas vaginalis G3, 1746 nucleotides. RefSeq lists its product as uncharacterized. NCBI's taxonomy places the organism in Eukaryota, Parabasalia, Trichomonadida, Trichomonadidae. The record is from RefSeq and is a predicted model, not a curated record. The transcript has a single exon. Bases 1 to 1746 code for a protein of 581 amino acids.
AUGAUUGGACUUUAUCUUGCCAGACUGUCAUAUGGUCUUGAAGCUGUUAUCGACGGUCCAUACUCUGUUACUCUUUAUGAUAUGGUCGAUGGAACAAAUGUUUCAAUAACAAACAAAUUUAAAACACAAAUAUCUAUAAAGAAGGACAAGAAGACUAGAAAGGAUAUUGGUGCUGAAAUUUCAACAUUUAGAGGCAUAGAUUAUUCAUUGGAAGUCGAAAAUGAUCCAAAUGGUUUAUAUACAAUCAUCAGACAAACUUUAUAUUGCAAAGGAAAUGGUUAUAAAAAGUUUGAUUUUUCAUCAGGAUUCCUUUUUAACAUUGAAAAUAUUACAGAAGCUGGUGAAGAAAUUGAAGACGUUGGAUACUGCAUUAGAAUGGAUGGCAUUGGAAAGUACACAUGGGUAAUGGAGAAUAAUCCAUCAGUUGCUGAUAAAACUUAUUCAAGCUAUGGAUACAGCGCCAAGGGGCCGAAUUUAUUUACAGACACUCCUUUAAAGAACAAAAAAGAUUUGAGAUGGAUGUCAAUCACAUGGGAUACAUAUGGAAUCAAAAAAGACGAAUACCUUAUUGGGCAAUUCAUGAUUUAUAAAGGUUAUUAUCGCCCAGCAAAAAUUACAAUAGAUAAAGAUUCACUAUCAGAAACAUACGCAAAGCGAGAAAUGAUAGAUGUAAAAGGAACAAUCUUAUACAAUUUUACCCAAAGCAGUUUAGAUGUUAAAUACCAGCUUGUUAACAAACAAACAGGAAAUAUUGCUUUAGAAAAAACUUUCGCUCAUUUUACAUCAAUGGUAAAUCAUGAAUUUCCGUUUUCAGAGAAAAUCAAACCAAUUGAGGCUGGAAAUUACAUAUUAAAAGUCAUCGGAUUAAGAGAUGGUUCUAAUCCAAUCGAAUACAAGACAGAUAUUGAGAUUCUUUCAGUCAAUUCAAGACCACAAAUCGAAUUAAUUCAGAAACCGAAACAUAAGCACUUCCUUCCAAAGAAUAAAGUUGAUUUCUCAGCAAAAAUUACAGACUUAGAUGAAGAAGAUAAAGAAUUUGAUGUCUACUUCAUGUUCAACAAUAAAAAGUUUGAUCAAGGAAAGUUAAAAUCUGAUGAAGAAUUAAAGUUCACUUUUGAUAUUCCAGAGGGUUUAAAGGAAGGAACAUAUCCAGUUAAACUUGUUGCAAAUGAUGGAUUUGAAUCAAAUGAGAAAUCAUUUGAAAUUAAGGUUCAGGACAACACAAAAUUGAAUGUAAUUUUGGAAGGUUUGCCAGGAAACAAGAAAUUUGCUCCAGGUGACAGUGUUCCAUUUACAGCAAUCAUUUAUGAUCCAGAUACAAGUAUGGAUUCUUCAUUUGUUAUACAAAUCUUUUUGGAUGAAACAGAAGUUCAAAAAAUUACUCUUCAAAAUAAUGGUGAACAACUAAAGAAAGAAUUUUCAAUAACAGUUCCAAAUGUUGUUGAAAGUGAAUCUGGAAGAGUGAAUAUUGUUGUAAAAGGACAAACUGAAGAGGACGAAACAGGCUUCACGUUCUAUAUCAAAUCAAAUAUUCAGGAAGAUACAGGUAAUGGAGAUGAAGAAGAAAAUAAAGGAAAUGAAGGUGAAAAAGACAAAGGAGAAAAAAGUGAAGAAAAUGAUUCAUCUAAAAAACGAGAUGGUUCAGAGAAAGCACUAAUUGCUGUCUUAUGCGUAUUGAUUGUUUGCUGCAUUGCUGUUGCAGCCUUUAUUGUUUUUACAGUGUUAACUACACCACGCACAAAUUAA